Dentiscutata erythropus is the source of this 285-nucleotide messenger RNA. The record is from the annotation of a GenBank genome assembly. Lineage: Eukaryota; Fungi; Glomeromycota; Glomeromycetes; Diversisporales; Gigasporaceae.
AUGGGGAAGAACUAUAAACUCCUUAAAAGAACCGUUGAAUGGAUGUUAACAAUAAUACCCAUAACAACACCAAUGCAGACGCUUUAUCCCGCAUUAACAAGAUUGCAAAACCUUUCAGAAAUGGAUACGAAUAAUUACAAUCAAAUAAUCGAAUAUUUAAUUAAUUACACUUUCCCUCAAAAUUGGAUAAGCGAGCAACGACGACAAUUACGGCAACAAGCGAAUCAUUACAUCGUACAAGACAAUUUAUUGUUCAAGCGAAACAAGGAUGGUAGCCUAUUGUAG